Octopus bimaculoides (California two-spot octopus) is the source of this 1896-nucleotide messenger RNA. Its product is annotated as orexin receptor type 2. Gene Ontology annotation, molecular function: G protein-coupled receptor activity; peptide binding. Lineage: Eukaryota; Metazoa; Mollusca; Cephalopoda; Octopoda; Octopodidae. Gene Ontology annotation, cellular component: plasma membrane. The record is from RefSeq and is a predicted model, not a curated record. Gene Ontology annotation, biological process: G protein-coupled receptor signaling pathway; cellular response to hormone stimulus.
UCACUUUGCCAUAACAACAUAGAUGUUAGAACAUAUUGAAGGCGGAGAAUAGUAGAAACGAAGACAGCUUUUUAGGCGUAGUUUACAAUUAGAAAAUAUUAGAUAUGGAUCAAAUUUUUUUGGUAAGAAAGUGUGACAGCGGUGUGUCACAAAAGAAUCUGUUUAAGAAUGGUGAUACAUCACUGAAUCGCACAUAAAUACAGGGCUUUCUGUGAAAGAGGCCCUGUUUCUGCAGUAAUCGUUUCUUCCUUUGAUUAACACAUACUAGAAUAUUCGGCUCUUUACGUUUUGAGUUCAAAUGCCGCCGAGGUCGACUGUGCAAAAACCAACCUAGAAAAGUUAGCGGGCUUGCAGAUAGACACACAGAGAAGCAAGCCAUGAUGCCCAACAGCGAUGGCCGGCAUGGACUUGACAUUCUAGGCGCAGAGGAGCACUGGAGGACAGAACUGUUGUCUGGUGUAUCCUGAUGUCACUUUCCGUAUUAUCUGUGUGAGGAGUAUCAUACAAACCACAAACAGUAAUGGUGAUAGGCUAUCUUCCUGAAUAUGCCUCUCUUGAUGUUAACCCUCGCCAAAAAUUGUCCACAUGAUGUUAACUCUAUAUUCCAGUUCUUCAUUGAUCUCCUGAUAAAAUUUGAGAUGUUAUCUGACACUUGUACCAACACAGGACUUCCUAAAAUCCAGGAAUGGGGAAUCCUAUCAUAUGCUUUCUUAUAAUCGAUCCACGCCAUACCCAGAAAGUACAAGAGAUAUCUCUGAAAACCAAAAACCUGUCUUCAAACUUUCUGAUAAUUUCAAGAAAAUGGACAAUAAUUAUACUGUCAGCGAUUGUUCUAAUUUAGAGGGACUAAAUGUUGAAAUGGUUGAAGCCCAUUACCCUGCAAUAGUGUUUCUCGUAUUCGAAAUGAUUCUUGGAGCUACUGGAAAUUGCAUGGUAGCAUACAUAUACUAUUAUAAAUUUGAGGUUUCGUCCACACAGAUUUUCAUUGUUGCACUUUCAAUUUAUGAUUUUCUAACCAGCACAAUAAGUAUACCUAUGGAAAUUGUAUUGCUACGUUUAUCCUUCACUUUUGACUGUGAUACUGCAUGCCGCUUGAUACGUUUCUUUAUUGUUUUUGCAAUAAUCAGUUCAGCUUUGAUUGUAAUCAUAAUAGCAGUCGAUAGAUAUAUUCUUGUAUGUCGACCUCUCAGUCAAAAAAUUUCCAUUAAGAAUUCAAAGAGAAUUCUUGCAGUUUUAGGAUUCUUAUCUUUUAUAUUUAGUAUACCAGCAUAUUUUGUGUACAGUAAACACGAGAGAAAGGUCAAACAGUGUGGAAAAAUUGGAACAGUGUGUUCACUUUCUAGUUAUUCAGAAGAAUCAAUCUAUCCUUUAGUCUAUUAUAGCACCGUGUUGGCAGUCUGUUCUUUUGCAUUUAUUGCUCUUAUGAUAAUAUACUUAUUAAUUGGAAUACGUAUUUGGAAAAUUUACAGAGCGAAGAAUUUUAGAACUGUUACUUCUAUUAGUAUUGCAAAUGACAACAGUAUAAAGCCAUUGGGAAUUGUUCAUAGACCUUUUGUGAAACAAUUUAUUUCUGCUCCGCGUAUCAAAAGACAUUCAAUGAACCCGUUUAAAACCACUUUAGUUUUGUUCAUCAUCACUUUGAUCUGGACUUUGAGUUAUUUACCACAUUUCAUCGGAGCAUUCUGGAAGAUGUCUAUUAAAGAUUUUAACGAUUCUACAACUUACAAAGAACAAUUAGCUUACCAUUUUUUUAUGUAUUCUUAUUACAUUAACUGUGCUGCUAAUCCGUAUAUUUAUGGACUUUUUUGUAAACAGUUUCGUUCUGAAUUAAGGAUUAAACUUCGCAAAAUUUUCGUGUGUUGUAAAAAAUAAAAUAUUGAGCCUCCUUAAAGCCAA